UUUCCUUUUACUUCAUUUUACUGUAGCACUCAGAUUUGUUCUCUCUCUACUAGUUUAACCAUAAGCGAAGCCAAUUUGGCUGAAAGUAUAUGAACGGGGGCGGCUAGCAGUGACUCCAAGUGAAGCUGGACUGAACUUACCGGUGGACUAAACGGUGACGAGGCUAUGACAAUACGUGCAAGGAAUCCGGCAAUUGGGCAUCGGAGAGGGAGACCCAAAUUCGCAUCCACAAGCAACUCAUACUCCAAAGUUCUAUUCCCAAUCCGUUUGUCCAUGGAUUCCGGCAUCGGAGAGGGAGAGAGUUUGUGGUUUUCAUGGAUUCUGGCAUAGGCAAACAGUAUAUAGAGAGAGAUUGCUAAGGAUGAGGCACUUCAUCAUCUCUAUUUCUAUGGCAAAUUGAGCAAGUUUCUUAGGUGGGUUUUCAGUUAGACUCAAGUUUUGGUGUUUUCUCUGUCUGGAGAUUGUUGAGGAUGGUGUCAAUGACAUGCCACAAUCUUGAAUUUGGUCGAACUGGGUUGGAUUUGAUUGCUUGUGGGUGUUUUUCUAAUGCUUCGUUUGGUCGAUCUUCAGUAAGAAACUAUGCAAACUGCAAAGGGAAUGUUUGGGAGUGGUGGUGGAGGCCAUGGGGCUCGGAAAUUGGUGAGAUGCCGGCGUGACACUGCUCGGUGCCGCGUGUUUUCGACAAAGAGCCUAGAGACUCAUCAUAAUCAAACCCAGAUUAAAUAUAUAUAUAGAGAGAGUGAGAAAGAUAAAAAAAAAAAAAAAACAGAAAAAAAAAUUUAGAGAGAGAAAGAUAACAGGAAAGCAAAAUUAAAAUUAAAAUUGAAAUAAUUAAACUUACUUUCUGCUUUUUACUUUCAAAAUAUUAAAAAUAAAAUCUUCUUAUUAAACAUCAUUUUACUUUUGAAAAAAAGUAAAAGUAAGAAAGUGAAACUUAGUAAACGGGCCAACCCUUAACGUGUGUAUGUGUGCGCGCGACUUGUAUUAUGUGAAGUCUUUUCAAUUAAUAGAUGCUUGGAAAAAUACGACAUGAAACUCAUUGUCUGAUCUAUAUAUAAGUCAGGGCUAAUAGCCCUCUCUCAAGCACAAACCCAACCUUUCUCUUUCUUUUUUUCUUUUUUUCCUUUUCUUUUCUUUUCCUUUCCAUUGAUUUGAUCAAAACUGUUUGAGCUUUAAAAAUGGCAGCUUCCUGUGUUUACGAUGUCUUCUUGUCUUUCAGCGGCUUUGAUACUCGCAAGACAUUUACUGGUCACCUCUUGGAUGCUUUGGAUAAGCAUGGUUUUAGCACAUUCAGAGAUGACACUAAACUCCCAAGAGGUGAAGAAGUUGGUCCUGAAUUGUUGAAAGCAAUUGAGGAAUCAAUAGUUUCCGUUAUCGUAGUCUCGAAAAACUAUGCAUCCUCGAAAUGGUGCCUUGAUGAGCUUGUCAAGAUCAUGGAUUGUAAGACCACACUCAACCAGAUUGUUAUUCCCAUCUUCUAUGAUGUUGAACCUUCUAAUGUUCUAUAAUGGUUAAAAAAAAAAAAAAGAGGUUAGAUUUUUUGGUGGUGGGACCCACCACCACUUAUCUUCAUUUUGUGGCGUUACUUCUCUCUCUCCCGAUCUGGUUCUCUCCCCUCUUUUCUGUUUUUUUUUGUUCUUUUCUUUUUUUUCUUUGCAACAUUCAAGCUUCAAUUUCUCUUUCAUUCCUUGGAGUUUUUGGGUGCCGUUUGCGGCAAAUCGAAGAGCUCGGUGAGAUCUUCAAGUUGAUGUAAGCAAUUUCAGCUUUUGGCCACUCUAAGAUUCCGAAAAUUUGAACCCAUUGGAGGGUUUUCUACAAAAUUGAGGUAGGGGUGUUCUAAUACCCAUUUCUUUAAGCUUUGUGAGUAAAUCUUCUUUAAUUGAUGUACAAACAUGCUUAUAUUGUGCUAAAUUCUUGAGACGAAAUUUAUAUAUUGUAUACAUGAAUUUUUUUUUUAUGUUGUAGAAAGUGUGUGAUUAUGUAA
Messenger RNA from Cornus florida, 1984 nucleotides. RefSeq names its product TMV resistance protein N-like. Lineage: Eukaryota; Viridiplantae; Streptophyta; Magnoliopsida; Cornales; Cornaceae. The transcript has a single exon. Gene Ontology annotation, biological process: signal transduction. The coding region runs from base 1179 to 1508 and encodes 109 amino acids. The record is from RefSeq and is a predicted model, not a curated record.